Talaromyces proteolyticus is the source of this 2101-nucleotide messenger RNA. RefSeq names its product putative DNA repair protein Mus81. Gene Ontology annotation, cellular component: Holliday junction resolvase complex; nucleus. NCBI's taxonomy places the organism in Eukaryota, Fungi, Ascomycota, Eurotiomycetes, Eurotiales, Trichocomaceae. The transcript is spliced from 3 exons. Bases 86 to 1948 code for a protein of 620 amino acids. The record is from RefSeq and is a predicted model, not a curated record. Gene Ontology annotation, molecular function: crossover junction DNA endonuclease activity; DNA binding; 3'-flap endonuclease activity. Gene Ontology annotation, biological process: DNA catabolic process; resolution of meiotic recombination intermediates; mitotic intra-S DNA damage checkpoint signaling.
GCAAUCAUUUGCUAGAACUGGUCUAGCAUCUCCUUUAAUGAUUAAAAUAAAAUAAUGAGAGGUGGCUCCUCUGCUGGAAACGGCGAUGGCAGAAAAUUGCGCCAACCCACUGCUGCUGGGUUGGAUCAAAGAAUGGUUGGAGCAAGCCAGAGAGCGGAAUUCGAAGGGAUUCACAGUAUAUAAAAAAGCCUACGAGUCUAUGAAGGCCUGCCCGCUAGCAUUCAACCACCCAUCGGAAGCAAUUCAAUUAAACGGUUUGGGCCCGAAGCUCUGCGAUCGCCUUACCGAAAAGCUGAAAGAAUACUGUGACCAAAAUGGCUUACCAAUGCCAGAACCACCAAAUAAAGAUCGUGGUGAGAAACGCCCGUCUGGCGAUGAUCUACCAGGCGCUGCCGACCAACCAACUAAGAAGACUCGGAAAGCCAAGCCGUACGUUCCAGCUCUGCGAUCUGGUGCAUAUGCAUUGAUCUGGGGACUUUCGACGUUGAAUGAAAACUCGUCGCAAAGCAUGACCAAGGCUCAACUCAUUGACGUUGCUCAGCCGUACUCAGACACGUCUUUCACGGCUCCGAGUGAUCCAACUAAAUUCUAUACUGCUUGGAAUGCGAUGAAAACACUGGUACAAAAGGAGCUGGUGUAUGAACACGGGCGGCCUCUUAGAAAAUAUGCUCUUACAGAAGAAGGCUGGGAUUGUGCAAAGAGAAUCAGGAAGGCAAGCGGUACUGAGGCGCACUCAAAGGAUCAAGUGGCACUGAACUCGAAUGCAACCACUACAGAACUACAUCGACCGGUCCAGACAAAGGAGACAACUGCUUCGUCCCGAACAAACCGACGUGGUUUUGAAUUCGACGAUUCUGAUAUUGAAGUACUAGAUGAUAUUGGGCCAGCAUCAGUCAGACCUAGGGCGACAACUGAACGACCAGUAACCCUAAAUAAAGAGCCAACAGGAUCUAUUGUCCUGCCGCCAGGAGGAUUCACCAUAGAACUUUUACUAGACUCUCGCGAGGUACGGGCAAAAAACGAUCGUGACUAUAUUGCGAAAGAACUCGAAACAAAAGGUAUCACCCCUCACGUCCGAGCCCUUGAACUUGGCGACGUAAUGUGGGUUGCCAAAUGCAAAGAUCCUAGCUAUUUAGCACAGUAUGGUGAGGAAGGUGACGAAAUCAUGUUGGACUGGAUUAUCGAACGAAAACGACUGGACGACUUGAUCGGAUCCAUCAAAGACGGACGAUUUCACGAACAGAAAUUCCGACUUCGUCGUUCAGGAAUUAAGAACGUCGUCUAUCUCGUCGAGGAGUUUGCUGUAUCCCACUCUUCGAACGGCGCACAAGCACCAAAUUAUCAAGAUGCUGUUGCAUCGGCGAUUGCAUCGACACAAGUCGUCAAUGGUUAUUUUGUCAAAAAGACUAGAAACCUCGAUGAUACUAUUCGCUAUCUUGCACGUAUGACUUUUCUCCUGCGGAAAAUGUAUGAACCUACCACGCUAUCGUCGAGUCAAAUUAGCAGCAGCGCAGUCAAGAGCGCAUCGGUGGCACUCAUUCCUAGCUUCCAUCUAUCCUCUUCAGACUCCUACCUCACGAUAAUACGAAAAUUACGCGCCGAAGACCCUUGUGAAAACACAACAUAUGGAGUCACAUUUUCAUCAUUCUGUGCCUUGACCUCCAAAUCCGAUAUUCUCACCCUGCGUGACCUAUUUUUGAAAAUGCUGAUGUGCACAAGAGGUAUCUCGGGCGACAAAGCCCUUGAAAUACAACGCCACUGGCACACUCCACGCGAAUUCAUCGAAGCGCUUGAAACUGCAGAGCGAGAAGCUACUAUCCGAGGCGAUAAUGCGAUGAAAGCUAUGGAGAAGAUGAUAACGGAUAAGAUGGGGAGUCUGAUCCCAAAGAGGAAAGUUGCUGGUGUGCUUGCCAAAAAGGUAGCUGAGAUAUGGGGCGAAGGUGGGUAGACCAUUAAAGUAUACGACUACAUGUUGAUGUACGACCUAUUCCCCAAUAUCAUGCCGCUUCUAAUGAACAUAAGCUUCUACCUCCAAGAAUCAUGAAUGAUUUCGCUCCAAAACCAUUGUCUAAAAUUUAGCCCCCAGAUGACUCCCCCCCCC